AUUUCAAUUUGUAGUUGUGCGCGGUAAAGGGGUUUUUGCAAGAUUUGACCUUGUCUUUACUGUGUUAGUUGGUUUCGAGAACGUAAUAAAAGUGUAAUUACUCCGAUAAUCUUCCAAGUGAAAACACAAACACAAAUGUAUUUUUAAAAAUAUGAAUCAGUUGGUUCUGUUUCAAAUUUUGUCAUCUGAAGGAGGAUCCCAGCAAAUGCUACUUGUGAUAUAUAUGAUCAAAAACAGAUUUCAAAAUCUACAAAUUAAUUAGGGCAGUACAUCAUGAAGUUCUCUGAAGAUUCAAGUGGAGUGCUUCAUUUAAAUUCGACUUCGAAUAAAACAGUCAAGGAAUAUGAUUGCCAAAAGGUUGGCAUAAAGCAUUCAUCCGUUGGAGAUGUAUGUGACGUUUUUGUAAGUCAGAAAAAUAUUAAUGAAUCCAAAGAAAGUUCAAGUGAUAGACAGAUGACGUUUACUUCAGUUGGUUCACAUUCAAAUCAAUCAAAUUUACACAUUUCAAGCGAAUAUCCGCAGAAAGCAAGACGGUCGCUUUUAGACUGGGACAGUUUUAUAAAUCUACCUAAAAAGCCUCGAAAUCUGUCGUUAAAAACUGAUGAUUUGUCUCGAACGUUAGUUACAAAAACGACAGAUUCAAGAUCUCCAAUUAAAUCAAAACAAGAAGGUGAUAGUCGUGCAUCCCCUUGCUUAUCUCCUAUAAAAGCAAACGAAUUUGUUGGGAAUGUAAAGUUAGCACCUCUUCGGUGUAGUACAGAACAAGACAAGUUAUUUACUAAUGGUGGUUAUUCGUCUUCCGAAGAACAUCAAAGUAAAAGUGUCGCUGCAAGGGGAGGCGAAUCAUCUGAUUUCAGCAGUCCUGAUUUCACUUUAUCAAGUAUCUCAGUUAAAAACCGUGCUGAAACGAGAAAACGAAGAUUGUUUCAUUUUGCCACUGCCUCCAAUGACUCCGAAGUAUCUUCAGACCAGCUAGAUAUGCACUCUCAAAGGCAAGACCAAAAACAAAUUCUCGUUGGCAAUCAUAACAGUAAAAAGAGAAAGUUGUCACCUUCAAUUCGAAUUCGCAGAACAAAAGACACUUUUAUGUGCAUAGCAAAAGAAAAUUUGUACAACGGUGUGCAGUCGCCUGAUUUUGCUUUUGAUACCGGUAAUUCAAUACAUUAUCAAAAGGUAUCGUGUGGCUCUCUAUGUGGUGCCUGUGAUCAUGAAAAUCAUAUAUCUAAUGAAUUGAAUUCAAGAGAACUCGGCGGAAGUAUUGCAUCUCAGCAAAGUCAUUCAUUGGCCAAGAACUCAUUCACAAUUACUCAUGCUGCAACACGACGGCCAUCUUUAAGAUUGAAGAAAUCAUCCAAACUUCCAAAGGAGCUUAUCUCAAAUCAAAAUCAAAGUGAUUUGGCUAACAAGUCCGUUUUUCAAUGUUUGUACUGCACGCGCCCAUUCUCAGAAAAACGUUAUCGACUAAAGCACAUGAUUACUUGUCGGUUAGCUCCAAAAAACUUAACAAAGAAAAAAUUACACGAAAUUAGUCGAAUGUAUGAGUCUUCAUCGACUUCAUCGGGAAGUCCUAAUCUAGUUAAUAAUGUCGAUGAAGAGAUAUCAAUAAGUAAUGGAGUUAUUUGUCAAGCGAAUCCGACUCUUCAAAACGGACAUUCAGACAAAAUAGAAAAUACUAUAAAAGAGGAUAAAAACUCCCCUGAAAAUUCAUAUCAAAAUAAUCCAAAGAUGAAUCAUGAUGUUGACUCAAAAUCAAAUCCAAUCACUCCUUUCCUGUCUACCACGACUAAUUCAUUUAUUAAUUCUGAUGAUUCAUUAAAAACAGAUUGUAAUACCUUAACUACUAAUACAUUUGAUUCUCAUUUAGUCACAAAACGUUCAGAAAAUAAUUUAUCUUCUAAUAAUAAUGAACCAUAUGAAUCCGAUGAAAAUAUUUGGCAAAAUUACAGACCCUCUUACGGUGGACCUUAUACAUGUUCAUUUUGCUAUCGUGUGAUCCAUAAUCGUUCUAACUUUUCUAGGCAUAUAGCCACUUGUAAGGCUAGGAUUUCACUAAGUACGCGCAGUACCCCAAAACCGAAGCCUGCGGUACAGAGAAAUAAACGCAGAUUUCAUUUUGUGUUUACGCCUACUCACAAAGCGAAACCACAGUUGGAGAAUUUAAGAAAAGAAUUAUUCAAGGGUGGAAUGUCGAAUACUGAGCUUAAUAAGAUUGAUAAAAAGAUCUCUCCCCCUCUAAUAUCUCAUGAUCAAAAUGUUGAUAAUUGUGUAACUGAAAAUCAAGUUCAAAUUCCAGUGUCGAGCCCGACUGUUAUUCAGUCAUGCCACGAAUGUUCUCGUUGUCAUAAAGUUUUGCGGUUCCGAAAAUCACUUCAGCGACAUAAAUGUAACCACAAGGUUGAUCACCGACAUUCAAAUGGCGAUACAGACAAUAAUGAAAUUGCAAUGAAUUCAGGUGAUAAAUCACUGGAUCCUCAUGGUCAUUCUAUGUUAGACAAGAAUGUGACUGCUUUAGUAAAUUCAGAAGACUCACAACAUGAUUGCACAGAUGAACGUCUGUUUUCGACUGAAUGUCAUCAGGACAACCCCACUGAAGAUGAACAGAAGAAUCGGAUGUCUCCAUCGACGACUGAACUGGAGACAUCAGAAGGAACAACAACAACAACAACAAUGACGACGAUGACGACAACAGCAACAUCGAGUGAACAAGAUGUUUCGAAUGAAAAUUUAACUGCAACUGUCUUCAAAUGUAACAUGUGUUCAUUGAGUUAUCGCCAUAGAACGUCACUUUUACGUCAUGCACGUCAAUCGAACCACAAGGUGGAUCUGAUUAGGACUCGUAAGAGAACAGAUUAUGUGAAGAAUAAUAACUCUGGUAUAAGGAGAUCAGGGGAGUGUUUGAAUGGUGGUGGAUGCAUGAAUAAUGAGAUGGUAUCGAAUUUGACAUGGAAAGAAUGUUCAGAGUCGGUGACGUUGGAUUGUAAAGUUGUUGAGAAUGCGAAUAUUGGGGAGGUAGUUGGUGAGGUUGAUCACCGACAUUCAAAUGGCGAUACAGACAAUAAUGAAAUUGCAAUGAAUUCAGGUGAUAAAUCACUGGAUCCUCAUGGUCAUUCUAUGUUAGACAAGAAUGUGACUGCUUUAGUAAAUUCAGAAGACUCACAACAUGAUUGCACAGAUGAACGUCUGUUUUCGACUGAAUGUCAUCAGGACAACCCCACUGAAGAUGAACAGAAGAAUCGGAUGUCUCCAUCGACGACUGAACUGGAGACAUCAGAAGGAACAACAACAACAACAACAAUGACGACGAUGACGACAACAGCAACAUCGAGUGAACAAGAUGUUUCGAAUGAAAAUUUAACUGCAACUGUCUUCAAAUGUAACAUGUGUUCAUUGAGUUAUCGCCAUAGAACGUCACUUUUACGUCAUGCACGUCAAUCGAACCACAAGGUGGAUCUGAUUAGGACUCGUAAGAGAACAGAUUAUGUGAAGAAUAAUAACUCUGGUAUAAGGAGAUCAGGGGAGUGUUUGAAUGGUGGUGGAUGCAUGAAUAAUGAGAUGGUAUCGAAUUUGACAUGGAAAGAAUGUUCAGAGUCGGUGACGUUGGAUUGUAAAGUUGUUGAGAAUGCGAAUAUUGGGGAGGUAGUUGGUGAGAUGAAACAAGUAUCUGAAACUCAUUCAUCAUCCAAUAAUUCAUCUAUCCUAACUAGAAAGACUUAUUCUCUUGGUUUACGAAGUCGCAGACUAUCAUUACAAUCUAAUCAAAGUAUGCGGAAUACAGAAACUCCAUCUAUUAUAUCCAAGUUAAAUAGAAGAAAAAAUAGAUCAGUUUCUCCAUAUUCACUUCGUCAUCCACGUAUCGAAGAAGAAAUAUCUAAAUGUAGUCGUCGAUCAUCGGUGUCUACACAAUCUUUAGGUGAUAAUUUAAUUGACGAUGUCAGAUCUAUCAUCUCAAAUGCAACAACUGUCCCAGCAUCUGAUUGUAGUUUAAAAAUCAACGAAUCAUCAUCAUUAUUCAUUUGUUCUUGGUGUAAUCGUUCUGGAUUUAAGUGUUGGCGUUACCUUCAAAUACAUCGUGCACGAUGUUCAUCUCGUCCAAAUCGAUUCAAUAAACAAAAAUCUAUUUUAUCGACAAACAAUAUUUCACAAGUUAAAACUUCUGUAACUUGUGAACAGUGCAAUCGAGAAUUUCGAUCUGGACCUGGCUUAAAAGUUCAUCAAACUUUAAUGUCACAUCAUAAUAAUAAAUCAUUCAUUCAUAAAAAUCAAUUAUCUAAUAACUUAUUAUCACAAUCUAUCGCUUGUCCAGGCUGUUCAUAUGAUUCACCAUUAUUUGAAUCAACUGAAAAAUUAUUAAAACAUUUACUAACAUUAAAAUCAACAAAUACUACUACUAAUACUAAUCAUCAUCAUACAAAUCGUAGUCAAUAUUGGCCUACUGUAUUAUCAGUGCCUAAUUUAGGUUAUGGUUGUCAUAUAUGUGGAAUGUUACUUGCUUCAGAAUCACGUUUAGAUAAACAUAAAAAAGCUGUUCAUGAAGUAUGGCUCUUUCAAGAACAACAAAAUAUUAGUCCAAGUAAAAAAUUACCUACUUCUACUUCAUAAAUAUAUUUAUAUUACAUGAUUGUUAUAGUUGACUGUCUUCAUUUUCUCUUCUUUCCUUUUUCUUUUUUUAAAAACAUUAUUAGUAUUUAAUCAGAAAUAGUUAUCGUUUUUGUAAAUAGUCAACUAUCUGUAAAUUUGUGUAAUAACACUAAUGUGUAUAUCAAUCUCUUCUUAAUUUUUUCUCUUUCAAAACUUUUUAUCUAUUAUUACGUAAUAAUAACAUGACGAUGAUGAUGACUAGUAAUGAGAUACAUUACAAUGAUCAGUCGAAUGACAAUGGAUCAAGAGGAUAUGAAUAUUUGUAAUUAGUAUUUAUUUAUGCAUUCAUUCAUGUAUUUUAGUGUGCACUGUUUCUAGGUUUUUUUAAUUAAAAAUUUUAUUUAACUUUAUUUUUCAAAAAUACAUAUUUUCUGUGUUAGAUAUACUACUGAAUAGGAUUAUUUUUUAAAAUAAUAAAUGUAUAUUAAAAGAAAAAAACUCAGCAAAUUUUCCAUCUUUACUUGUUAACUCCAUAACCUUUUUUCAAGUUUAAACUCAGUUUUCACCACUUUGCCUUUGUAUUCCUCUGCUCACUCACUCACUGUAUUUAAUUAUUUGUGACUCAUUCCAUCUUAUCUCCGUAAACUUACUAUCACAUCAUUAACCUCUUUCAGAAAUAAAAAACCUUUUUUAUUAUAAACAAACUAGAUGUAUGUUUGUCAGUUUAUAAGAUUAUUAUGCUUUUUAACUAGUACUGUUAUCAUUAAUUAUAAUUCUGUUAUGUACAGUUUAUAGUGUGAAGAUUGUUUUGUGUUUUUAGUAUUUGUUAUUUUGUUGUGUUUUCUCUCUCCCGGCGUAUUUCUCCUGUUCUCUUAGAAAACCACGAGAAAAUUUCACUGUGGCAAUGAAUAGUGAGAGAUGGCGGUAAAAAGAGGAAAAGAGUUUCUUUUUUCUGCUUAGGAUUUUUCAAUGAAUCGUUCUUUUGUAUGAAAGAAAUAAAUUUAUUUGUUUGCUUUUUAUCAUUGUUGUUGCUGUUGUGGUGGUGGUGGUUGUGGCUGUACCAUUUGUAGUGGAUAUAUUUUAAUACAAACACUUCUAGGUUUGUGUUUCAAUUAUUCCCUCCCUCUUCUCACUCGUCUACUCUGUAUUUUUUAUUUACUUAUUUUACAAUGCGUAUCAUUUUCUCUUUUUGUAUGUGUAAAAGAAUAAUAAAUUUUUUUAAUGAC
Molecule: messenger RNA, 5804 nt
Organism: Schistosoma spindalis
Lineage: Eukaryota; Metazoa; Platyhelminthes; Trematoda; Strigeidida; Schistosomatidae
Source: the annotation of a GenBank genome assembly